Molecule: messenger RNA, 2865 nt
Organism: Callorhinchus milii (elephant shark)
Lineage: Eukaryota; Metazoa; Chordata; Chondrichthyes; Chimaeriformes; Callorhinchidae
Gene: amn
Product: amnion associated transmembrane protein
Exons: 12
Coding region: 50-1501 (483 amino acids)
Biological process (GO): receptor-mediated endocytosis; intracellular protein localization
Cellular component (GO): apical plasma membrane; endocytic vesicle
Source: RefSeq, a predicted model, not a curated record
AGUUUACUGAGGAGUUGCAUGUCGAGUGGCACUUGCUGCAGUGAGCAGGAUGAAUCCAGCGCACCUUAUUCUGUGCAGUCUGCUUUUCGAUGUCUCAAAUGCCUUGCACAGAGAAUGGAUACCUGACACCGACUUCCACAAUGCCACAAACUGGGAUAAGGGGAGGGUUCCUUGUAAAAAUGAUCACGUGUACUUUUCCAGAGAUCAGAGUGUCUCUGUUUUUGUGGAGUCACCGCUUGCUCUGAUGGACAUGAAAAUCCCUGUCAAUGGAGAGUUCAUCUUCAAACAAGGUGCUGGGUUUGUUGCUAGUGAUGGGCAAAGUGAAGCGGGAUGUGAGAAAGGUGAGGAUAUCACCUUUAAAAAUCCCAAUCGGUAUCAAUGGUUUGAUCCCAAAUACUGGCUCACACCUUUGUCCUCGGCUGAGCUGGAAAAUGAGCCGUACCUGUUCACUAUGGAUGAGGAAAGGGUUCCCUGUCAGUAUGAUGAUAUCAUUUUCCAACCUGAAUCAUCUUUCCGGGUGGGUUUGGACACAGAUGCUCCUCAAAUUAAUGUCAAGACUAUUUCCAUCAUGAAUAAGAAAUUUACCAGCAAUGAAGAAUUUGGUCAGUAUCAGCUGACAAAUACAGGAAAACUGCAGUUUCAUGGAAGUGGCUCGAUCAGUUUGACUAACAAGUCAUGUGAAGAUAAAUCAGGAUGUGAAUGUGGUAACUCUGCUAACCUUGGCAGGAUUUGUUCCAACCUGCAACAAGAUUCAGGGAGCCAAUGUCCAGGCCUUCAUUGUGCAAAUGCUCUGAAACCUCAAGGCCAUUGCUGUGGGAUAUGUGGUGCCAUUAUUUACUUAGAAUAUAACCACUUGUUUGACAUAGAGGCCUACAGAGAACAACUCAUCAACUCGUUCCUUGGUUUGUCGGACUAUAGAGACACUCAAAUGGCCAUUUCGAAGGUUUACAAAGAACGGUCUUCUGCAAAAGCAAUCUCAGACAAGGGGGUUCCACAGAUCCAGGUCGUGUUGAUCGACAGCGAAACCGAGUCAAAAUCAGGAACUCUUGCAGCUAAGUUGGCGCAGGAUAUCAUGGAAGACAUCAAAUCCCAAGGCAAUGUGUUUGGAAUCACAGAGGCUGAACACAUGAUAGCCACUGGCAUUGCUGGAGAUAGAGGGAGUAGCGGACAAAUAGCCGGGAUUGUGGUCGGUAUCUUCAUCGCUGCCCUGUUGUUUGGAGGCUUCUUAUACCUCAUCCUUUCAGGAAAAAUUAGGGUCAGGUUCCCAUUAGGCCUCAGAAGUGACGAAGAUUGUACCCACCUCGAAACCAGCGGUCCUAACGAUGAGGAAAUAGAUCAAGGAUUUGAUAAUCCCACAUUUAACACACUACCAGACAUGCCAGCUGAAUGUAAUGCAAUAUGUUCGGAAGAAAUUAGAGUGAGGAAAAUUGCGAUAUCUCCAUCACAAAUGGAUUAUCCCAAUCCACUCUUUGAAACUGCCUGCAGUGAGAAAGAUUGUUAAGCUUCGUGUUCCAUAAAUAUUUGCAAUGAUAACUGUUUGCAAAUGUUUUUAAUUUGGGGACGACCAGUCUGUGUGCUUGCAGACAAGAUGUGAGGAAGAUAUAAAUGCUAAUUACAAUUUCACAGACACGGAAUUUUGCUCCCGUUUCAUUCAAGCCUUUCUCAUUGGAAAUUUCAUGAUGAGGUCCUAAAUUAUGAAGUGAGAUGUAUAAAGAUGUGGGGACAUUCAUUUCUGAUCUGCAUGAAUGCACAGUAUUUUUAACAGUUUGAUUUGCUCUGGAUUUCAGAGAAUCUAGUUUCUUUCGAUCUUUGCUCGGAGAUGCUGUGGAUUUAAUAGAAUAAACAAUAUUAAUAUUAAUAGUUAUAAGAUUCAAAAUCCUAAACAGUGAUUAAGGACCAGUGAAUUUUCUUGCUUUAUGAGCUCACAAGAUGCAUUCUCUUUUUUAACUGAUUUGAAAUCUCCCUCUUUGAAUUGUCAAAUUUUGUUUCUGGGCUGAAUGAAGAGAGAAAAAAAAGAAUUGGAGAGACAAAAUAAAGGCAGAAUGAAGACGGCAAUAAAAGGAAUUGUAGAGCAAAAGAAAAAUGAGGGGGUGGGGGGGGGGAGAAGUUGAGUAAGAUGCUAUUUUCCUAGAAUCAGAAUGAACAUCAUUGUCAAAUGGAUAGAUUAAUGCUUCAUUUAUCCUGUAUCCUGAAAGGUGAGCUGCCUCAGUUUGAACCUGGAUUAUCAGGGCCGAGAGCCAUCUCCCAGGGUUUCUCCUUGGUGUUGACCAGACUAAAUUACCAGUUUAGUGCAUGCGCAUUGUCCACAGGUAAUUCAGACCAGAUAUUUAUUUCUGCCGUAGAUCUCUUGUGUCGAAACCCAGGAAAACUUCGACACCAAGAGCCAGGACCUGCGAACAGGGGCAAACAACUUUGUCUCAUGUUCGCUUGACCAUUCUAUGCAAUUCUGCAUGUAAUUUUAUUGCUGACAGUAUCCAAGCUUUUAAGAAGAAUGAGAUGGAUUCACAGGCAUUAGUUACAGACAGAUUUCAGCAGUUAAUAUUGACCAAAGAAAAGCGAUGCAGAUGGAAGUGAGCAGGCAGUAUAUACGGCUUCUUUCAAAUGUCGAUACUUCUUAUGUGUACCUUAAAUAUACAUUUGUUAUCAUUUAAAAGAAAAGGCUUUGGACAAAUUGUAAAAAUAAAAUCCCGUCGUCUUAACUUUGAAGUUUCUUUAAAGUUUCCGAACACGUUUCUCUCCAGACACUGACAGCACUAUCUGACUUUGGGACGUGCAUUUGGAAGAAUAAGGGAGAAUGCAAUUGUGAUUUCACAUUCGCUGCUUCAACUUGAAAUGUAUUAUGUUAAUAAAGUCCCAAGCAAGCAA